Molecule: messenger RNA, 2332 nt
Organism: Leopardus geoffroyi (Geoffroy's cat)
Lineage: Eukaryota; Metazoa; Chordata; Mammalia; Carnivora; Felidae
Gene: VCPKMT
Product: valosin containing protein lysine methyltransferase
Exons: 6
Coding region: 538-1227 (229 amino acids)
Biological process (GO): peptidyl-lysine methylation
Cellular component (GO): cytosol; cytoplasm
Molecular function (GO): protein-lysine N-methyltransferase activity
Source: RefSeq, a predicted model, not a curated record
CCCAAAGAAUUUAAGUGAUGUAAAUUUCAGAGGGAUUACUUUUGUCUUAACCUUCAAAAUGCAGUCAGCAAGCUUCCAGCAACUAUUUUUAUGCAUUCGGAUGAAAAAUUAGAAACAUGCUAGGGAACUCUUGAUAAGGAUUAUAGCCUUCCUUGGUAGGAUCUUGGAACCUGCCUGGGUUUAAGGCCAAUAACUACCAUGUGAAUUAGUCUCCAGGUAAAAAUACUCUGAGGUUGCUUUUGUUUUUUAAAGAGCAGUUUAUAAUCUUAGCUUUGGAAGAGUGAUUUAAACUACCUGUUUGUUAGGCCUGACUUGUAAUUGAGCGGAGUGAGGCAGACCAGCACGCUGGGGAAGCGGGUGGCCUCGUGCUCGACCACGCCCAGGUAACGCUGCCUUCCCGGCUUUGUGCCUUUGCGCACGCGCUGUGGAGCCCAACUUCGCCGCUAGGAGGCGCCGGGCCCUCUUCAGGUCGGCCCUUGGGGCGGUGCGUGUGGAUGUGACGUCACCGCGCACACCGCCUCUUGUUGCCGGGCAGCGAUGGCGGCUACCCUGGAGUCCUCCGUGGAGGACCCACUGCGGAACUUUGUUCGAGUUUUGGAGAAGCGAGAUGGCACAGUGUUACGACUGCAGCAGUAUGGCUCUGGCGGCGUGGGCUGCGUUGUUUGGGAUGCUGCCAUUGUUCUUUCUAAGUACCUGGAAACGCCCGAGUUUUCCGGCGAUGGGGCCCACGCUCUGAGCCGGCGGUCGGUGCUGGAACUGGGCUCUGGCACAGGGGCCGUGGGGCUCAUGGCCGCUACCCUCGGGGCUGAUGUUGUAGUCACAGAUCUUGAAGAAUUGCAAGAUUUGCUGAAGAUGAAUAUUAAUAUGAACGAGCAUCUUGUCACUGGUUCUAUUCAAGCCAAGGUACUGAAAUGGGGGGAAGAAAUAGAAGACUUGUCUUCUCCACCAGACUACAUACUGAUGGCCGACUGCAUAUACUACGAAGAGUCUUUGGAGCCAUUGUUGAAAACUCUAAAAGAUCUUAGUGGAUUUGAGACUUGUAUUAUAUGUUGUUAUGAACAACGAACAAUGGGAAAAAAUCCAGAAAUUGAGAAAAAGUAUUUUGAGCUACUCCAACUAGACUUUGACUUUGAAAAAAUUCCUUUGGAGAAACAUGAUGAAGAAUAUCGAAGCGAAGAUAUUCAUAUUUUAUACAUCAGAAAGAAAAAACCGAAAUCUCCAUCGUGAAAUCUUUAGUCAUCUUACCCAAGUCUCUAACAACCUGGGUAAGCUAAAGAUGUGAGUGGAGCAUGUGAAUACAGCAUGGGAAGAUUGUGUUCACAGAUUAUUCCAGCAUGUCCGUAGAGAUUUGAUAUAUAAAUGAAAACUACCAUGGGCUGCCUGCAAUUCGAAAAAUGAUUACUGACUGCCUGCCUGCCAUUGGGCCUGAAAUCCAACUUAGUUUACUUUUAGCUCAGCAUCAGGUUCUGCUUAAAAGAAAAUUGCGUAUCAGUCACUCCUCAAAUGAAAGUAGGUAUUGUGAUUUGCCAAAGUCUGCCAGAAAUAAACAGUGAAGCAGCAUAACCAUGACUUGGUGUAUCUUCAGGAAACCAGGGAUAAAUUGAUCCAAUUUCUAAAGAGAGACAUCUAUUACUAUGUAAUUAUGUUUAAAUUGAAACUAGUAAAAUUUAGUUGUCUUCAAGAUAGAUAAAUCUAAAAAAAGAUUUUUAUUUUAACAUAAUUCUGCAGUGGUUUGGUUUAUAUAUACCUUCCACUUCAUUGCCGUUAUUAAGAUAGCUUUAGUAUUUAAAUUUUCUUUUAUUUAAAAAAAAAACAAAAAUACUGUUUUCUAUAUUUAAAUUAGCCAAAGUUUUAUUUUUUUCCUCCACCAUACAUGUCUAUGCGAGCUGGAUAGUAAAUUAUACUGUAAUGAGUUGGUAAGAAUGAAAGUAAGAAAUCAGGAGUGGGGAAAGGUAUCUUUACAGAAUCUUCCAUUUGAGAAUGGAGAAUAAAAAGCCCACUUUCAGGCUUGUGCACUUAUGUGGCUCUUGCACUUCUCCUUGUGUGUAUCUUCUAGGAAAAUGACUAAAAUCACUGGUGUUUUUACAUGGAACAGAGAAGGGUUUUUAAGUAACUACACAUGUAGUUCUGUAUAACAUUUAGCAAAUGAUUUUGGUUCUGUGUCGUCUGUUUUAUGUUAGUGAUGGUAAUCAUCUACUCAGACUCGGAUCUGUCAAGGACUUCAGUCAUACCAGUUGUGAAGAGUAAUACUAACUGGAUGGGAUUCUGGUACUUACAGGCAUUGGUGCUUGGUGGCACAUUUUAUGUAUUAAAAUAAACAUUGUUUUUGAGA